Messenger RNA from Protopterus annectens (West African lungfish), 1732 nucleotides. It is a transcript of the gene MTHFSD, whose product is annotated as methenyltetrahydrofolate synthetase domain containing. The record is from RefSeq and is a predicted model, not a curated record. NCBI's taxonomy places the organism in Eukaryota, Metazoa, Chordata, Ceratodontiformes, Protopteridae. Gene Ontology annotation, molecular function: RNA binding. Gene Ontology annotation, cellular component: cytoplasm. The transcript is spliced from 8 exons. Bases 420 to 1583 code for a protein of 387 amino acids.
AAUAACAACAAUAUGAAACGUUGUAAGUGCCACACGUGCUGUUUAGAACAGCUUGUCUGUAGUUUUCUCGGCUGUUACGCCAAGCAUGCAAAGGAAGAUUGUUCCAUGUUGGAUACCGUACUACGCUUACAUCUGACAUACGUUGCGUGGGUUGUAAUGGAGUAGUUUUGAUGACUUCCGUUUAAUAACUUACUGUAAAAGUUUUAUUUUCUUUGGGUAGUACGCCACAGUACCUGCUGUUGGAAAUUGUGCUCCAACUAAUUCGUCUGCGAAUCAAGUGCCAUUCCCGCAGGGCCUUAGCAAAGGCUGUCUUUUGGUGGAUAUUGUCAAGAUUUGGGGAAAGCUAAGAGAUACACCAGGGCACUCACUGCUUAUGUUUUAUUAUCUUCUGGUGUGUCUUGACGAACUGCACAGCAAAUAUGACAGAACCUGUGAUUAAGUUACGUCUUGGUGUAACCAAGUCAGAUAUUCGACAGAAGGUUUGGGACUAUAUUGAGGAGCAUAACUUGGCAAAUUUUCCCAGACCAGUUCAUCACCGAAUACCUAAUUUUAAGGGUGCGUAUCAAGCGUGCGAGUAUAUUAAAGGUCUUGAAGUAUUCAGCAAAGCGAGAGAGGUUAAGGUAGACCCGGACAAGCCGCUGGAGGGAAGCAGGCUGAUAAUGCUGCAGGCUAGAAAAACCCUAUUGGUUCCAACUCCGCGCCUCAGAGCAGGUCUUUUUAAUAAGAUUAUCCCCCCACCAGGAGCCACCAAAGAACAGCUGAGAAUUUGCGCUACUUCUCAGGGAGUUAAAGAGUACAGUGUGCCAGUUGGCCUGGAUGCAAGUGUUCAGGUGGAUUUGAUAGUGGUUGGAUCAGUGGCUGUGUCUGAAAAAGGUUGGCGCAUUGGUAAAGGAGAAGGCUUUGCGGAUAUGGAAUAUGCCAUGAUGGUAUCGAUGGGAGCAGUCUCUGAAAACACUGUUGUUGUAACCAUCGUACAUGACUGCCAGGUGGUUGACAUACCAGAACAGCUGAUUGACGAUCAUGAUUUAACAGUUGAUUAUAUCCUAACACCCACCAGAAUUAUCAAAACAGAUUGCAAACUACCUAAGCCUUGUGGAAUAAUUUGGUCCAAGGUAGACACUGAGUUGUUGCAGCGAAUUCCAAUUCUUAAUAAUCUACUCUACAGGGAAAAAAAAGCUGGAAGAGCUGUAACAAUAAAAAAUGAACAAGCUGCAUCGACUAAUGUUGUGAGGAACAUAUCAGUGUGUGUACAGGAACAUAACCUGGAAAAUCCCAGUGGAAGCAAGAGGACAGUUACUGUGAUGGAGAGUCAGGAUUCGAGGGGCAUUACUACAGUUUAUGUUGGAAAUUUACCUGCUGGUCUGCGGGUGAGUGAGUUAAAGACUUUGUUAAGGGCGCAUAAUGCAGUACCGUUACGACUGACAUGGCAAGGCGCACAACGUAGAGCAUUUCUUGAUUAUAAGAAUGAUGAAACAGCAGAGAAUACUGUGGCGGCCUUACAAAAUCUAAAAAUUAGUGGAAACACUUUACGAGUUGAACUAGCAAAAAGUCAGAGAGCCAGUAGUCAUGGAGGAGCAACAUAAAAUGAAUUGCAAGAAGUCAAGAUCUUCAGUGGAUCCGUAUAGUAAAAUAAAAAUUAUAAUUAGAAAUUUGCUAGAAAGACUAAGUCCAUUCCUCUGUGAAGAUGUGAGCUAGGAAUUGCUGACACUUUAUUCUUAAAUAAAUUUUUGUU